ACAUCUACCAUGACAGUGGGUGUGCAUCUCCGACAUGCCGAGGUUUCAAAAGUACACAUCGACUUCGUGUCCAACACAAUUCAGCUAUGGAACUCAUAGCACGAGCCAGGAGCACAAUUUGGUUGAAAAGCACCUGAAAAUAAAAGAGGGGAAUCGCAUCCUGUCCAUUAAUUUGCUUUUUCCGUGAGACUGGGCCGUCCGAGGGUCCGCAUCACUAGCUGCCCGUGGAGUCUUCAGAUAAUAUCACCAGUUUCCAGAUUGACGGUCUCACAUUAUUCAGCCAAUUUAUUUGACUUGGAUUUACCAUGUCUUCUAAAGAUGAUCAGUCCGACCUCGAUCCGCGAGAGUUAUGUCGUCCACUACCAUUCGUCGAGUUGAUGGCGCUUGAGCCGCUGAAUAAUUCCCACCAGCCAUCGAACGCUACUGUUGAUGAUCCUGAAAGAGCAUACCGAUUUCGCUCGAGAGCUGUCCCUUUCUCUCCGGGGGACGGUUUCAUGGCAUUUGGCGGGCAUGUAUAUGCUCAGUCGGCGUAUGCCGCGUCCAAAACCGUGGACAAGGGAUUUACAAUACAUACCAUGACCGGUACAUUUACGCUCCCGGGACGUCUGGAUGUUCCAUUUGUCUAUGUGGUCCGGCGCAUACGAGACGGGAAACUGUACUGUACUCGGACAGUUGAUGCACGUCAAGGUGGUGAUGUCUGCUUCACGUGCGUGUGUUCUUUCAAACGGGAUGAAAAGAAGCAAACUUUCAGCCAUCAACCUGAGGCUGUUCAGCAACGCUACAAGUCUAUCAUGCACGGGAAGCGUCCUGAAGAUCACCCUGCCAGUCCAAGUGUGGAUGCCGACUGGUGGAUCGAACAUGUUCAGGAAGGGAGCAUUACAGAGCGGGAAUUCCCCGGGGUAAACGUGAGAAAGGUGGAUAUGAAGGGCUAUAAUGACACCGAAGAGAUCAAUCGGAGUCCAGAAAAGUACCGCCAAUUAAGCCUUUACUCGAUCAAGGGUUCCCCGGAGUAUCCUGCCACAUCCCGAGACACUCUCGACCUCAAAAACAAGGACCAGUCGGGAGAAUUCGACAACCUCUAUAUAUGUGCACAUUUGUAUUCUAGCGACAAAAACUCCAUCCCGUUAAUCCCACGCGCAUUGGGCAAUACAAACUUUAUUGCACUGGCGAGCUUGACCUUGACUGUAAUCAUUCAUCAGCAUGGAGAAGCUUUGAGAAUGAUCAAUUGGGACUCCGUGGCAUCUGGUGACGCGAAGGACUUGCCGAAGAAGUGGUUUGUACAGGAAGCUUGGACUCCUCGGUCAGGAGAGAACAGGGCAGUCCAUGAGAGUUGGUUAUGGAGCCCGAAUGGCGCAUUGUUGGCAACCACGCUGCAAGACUGUCUAUUUCGAUAUCCAUCUGAAGAGAAAUUAUAGAUGUAUAUCUGGAUUUCCUAUAUUGUAUGUAAAAUCUUCAUUAGAUAAUCAGUUAUUACUUUGUCGCU
This is a messenger RNA of Aspergillus glaucus CBS 516.65, 1483 nucleotides long. Its product is annotated as acyl-CoA thioesterase. Gene Ontology annotation, cellular component: peroxisomal matrix. Gene Ontology annotation, biological process: acyl-CoA metabolic process; fatty acid catabolic process. The record is from RefSeq and is a predicted model, not a curated record. The transcript has 2 exons. Gene Ontology annotation, molecular function: fatty acyl-CoA hydrolase activity. NCBI's taxonomy places the organism in Eukaryota, Fungi, Ascomycota, Eurotiomycetes, Eurotiales, Aspergillaceae. The coding region runs from base 306 to 1415 and encodes 369 amino acids.